Messenger RNA from Phyllotreta striolata, 6240 nucleotides. The record is from the annotation of a GenBank genome assembly. Lineage: Eukaryota; Metazoa; Arthropoda; Insecta; Coleoptera; Chrysomelidae.
AUGGCCUUGUCUGCGUUUUUUUCCGAUUAUCAUGGGGUCCAACAGCUGAAGGAGUCUUAUAAUGAAAUAUCGGUAGCUGAAUGUGAAUAUAACCGGCUGGAAAAUGUAUUUAAAUAUGCCGACGACAAUUCAAUAGCCGAAGGUUUGGUGUAUUUAGAUUGUUUGAAGGAUGUAGUUAGAAAGCAAGUUUUCAUGAAGAACCAAGAGGACCCGUUAAAUUCCAUCGAGGUGUAUAAUAGGUUACUUAAACUCGUUCGGGAUUAUCAUGAAAACCGAGUUCUUAACUACCAGGAAUUUACAAGACUGUCGCAAAAUCAUUUAGAGAAAAUCGAAAAGGCCCUCGAAAUGCUAGUCGAAAGAUUACCCAGCGAUUUUUACAAAACGAAAACGAGAAUAUUAAAGAGCAGUUUACCAGCCAACCUCAACCCAACAAACCAAACGACCGAUACAAUUUUCUACCUGCCGUUCAACGAAGAUUUCCCCGAGCUCAACGGACUCGCCGACAACAAAUCCAAAGACGAAUUUUCCUUAUUAUACGUAAAACCAACGGAAAAACCGCCUUCCAAAGUCGAAAACGGCGCCUAUCCUUUAGAAACGAUGUUCGAAUGCUACGGCCAAUCGAUCCCCGGAUACGAAUUUAAUGAUUUCAAAACCAUCGUACGCAACGAACUCGAAUCCACCAAAACCAACGACGAAAUCAUGAAUUACUUUCUGGAAACGUUCGGCUACGAUGCCAUCGAAUUCCUCACCGCUUUGAUCGAAAAUCGCGGCAAGAAGAUCGAUUACGGCUCACAAACAUACAUCGAUCGAGAUGGUCGAUCGAAUAAACGAAACCCAGCCGAUUUAGUGGCCGGUCAAGUGACAGUCCAAUCCGAAAAGGAGAGUAUCUUAUCGAAAAAGUUGAGGAAAAUGGAGAAGAAAGACCGAGCGAAACAUUCCGGAGCCGAAAUAAGACAAACAGAAAUCGAAUACGAAGUAGCCAAAUCCACUCCGAUAUUCAAAAGAGCAGCCAACAAAGCUUUAGAUCCGGAAGAAUACCCGCACGUGCACGAUCAACUCCGAAAUCACAUGAUAACAACCAAGUACGAUGGGGUGUCCAUCACUCAACCGGACAACGCCAUCAAAACCAUAACCUCGGAACACGCGGAAUUCACCAUACCGGGCGGCAAGAAAAGCGACAUGGAGCUCCCCCAGCUCGUCAAAGUCUCUUCGUUGGAUCCCACCGGUCAGCUGGUGUUUCGCGAUAUAAAAGAAUUCAACGUUAUACAAUCCGAAGUGUUCCCGGUCGCUUAUCAUUCCAACGAAAACAUGCUGAUUUGCGCCCCGACGGGGGCCGGAAAGACCAACAUCGCUCUGCUGGCCAUCGUGCAUCAAAUCAAAUGCUACACCGAAGGGAAUUUGAUCAGAAAGAACGAUUUUAAGAUAAUUUACGUGUGUCCGAUGAAAGCGCUCGCCACGGAAAUGGUGGUGAAUUUCUCCAAGAAACUAGCACCGAUCGGUAUAUCGGUGAAAGAAUGCACCGGGGAUAUGCAAUUGACGAAAAAAGAAAUAGCCGAGACACAAAUGUUGGUGACGACGCCCGAAAAAUGGGACGUUAUCACGCGAAAAGGAGCAGUGGACACCGAAGUGGUCGGGCUGGUGAAGCUGUUGAUCAUCGACGAGGUGCACCUGUUGAACAGCGGCCGGGGGCCCGUCAUCGAAGCGCUGGUCGCCCGGACGCUGCGCCAGGUCGUCAGCAGCCAGAGCAUGAUACGAAUAGUGGCGUUGUCGGCGACGCUGCCCGGCUACCUGGACGUCGCGACGUUCCUGAAGGUCAACACCCGGUCGGGUUUGUUCUUCUUCGACAAUCGGUACCGUUCGGUGCCUCUGACCACGACGUUCGUCGGUUGCAAGAAGAAGAACGAGACGGAGAUCAUGGACGCGUUGUGUUACAAGAAGGUGGUGAAUUUUAUCAGAGAUGGGCAUCAGGCUAUGGUGUUUGUUACAUCGAGGAACGCCACGGCGGCUGUGGCUAAAAAAUUGAUCGAAAUAGCUCAAGAGAAAGGUACAUUGUCGUUGUUCGAACCGGAUAAGUCGAUUCGAAUGAACCGGAGCGGUUACAAAAGCGGCGAUUUGGGUUAUCUGAUACCGUUAGGUUUCGGUAUACACCAUGCAGGUAUGGUGAGAUCGGACCGGUUAGAAGUAGAAAAAUUGUUUCGAAACGGCGAAUUGAAAGUCAUCGUUUGCACCACGACGCUCGCUUGGGGCGUCAAUUUACCCGCUCACGCCGUCAUCAUACGGGGUACCCUGCAUUACGACGCGGAAAAGUCCAAAUUCGUGGACAUGGACAUGUUGGAUGUGCAGCAAAUAUUCGGACGGGCCGGCAGGCCUCAAUAUGAUACAUCAGGACACGGUAUAAUCAUCACAUCGAUGGCUAACAUGUCAAAAUACAUGGGUUUGAUGUUGUCCCAGGUACCCAUCGAAAGUCAAUUUUUGAAAUGUAUACCGGACAAUUUGAACGCCGAGAUUGUUCUCGGUACCGUUUCGAAUAUUAAAGAAGCGAUGGAAUGGCUGGCCAAUACUUUCCUGUAUGUGCGAAUUAAAAAGAACCCGCUCGAGUACGGUUUGACAUUCAACGAAAUUUGGGACGUCAAUCAAUUCAACCAAUUCCUGCAACAUCAACUCGACUCUGCGGCCAAAACGUUGGAAAGAUCGCAAAUGAUCCGAUUCGAUGGCAAUUCGGGCGAAUUGCGACCGACCACCUUCGGUCGCAUCGCCAGUUUCUAUUACAUAUCGUACAAAACCAUGGAGAUGUUCUACGAGAAAUUCGACAGGCACACCUCCGAACCGGCGCUGUUGAAGCUCAUCGCCGAGGCCUCGGAAUUUUCCCAAAUACAAGUGAGAAUGGACGAAAUCCAGGAGCUCGAUCGGUUGCGCGAAUGCAACGAAUACGACAUCAAUUUGGACUUUUCCAAUUCCGUCGACAAAGUCAUCAUGCUGAUCCAAGCGAACAUAAGCAGGGAACACGUCAAAGUAUCGUCUCUCGUCUCCGAUUCGCAAUUCAUAAUGCAGACUGUCAUCAGAUUGGCCAGGGCGCUGUUCGAAAUCGCCAAAGACAAGGACUUCGCCAUGCAGGUGUCUCGCACGUUGACCUUCGCCCGGAUGCUCGACCAGCAAAUGUGGGACCACGCCCAUCCGCUCAUGCAAUUCAAGGAACUCAUACCCCAUCUAUCCUCGUACCGAUCCGCUAAAGUACUCAGCAUGCCCGUGUGGGAGCUAAACGAGCUCACCGAACGCGAGCUCGAAUCGAUGUUUCGCAGCAAACACGUCGGUGGCAGGGUGAAGCAUUAUUGCAGGAUAUUUCCGCAGGUGGAAGUGGAUUUCAUCGUUAAACCCAUAACGGAGGGUGUCAUUCGAGUGAAAUUGCUGAUAACGCCGAAGUUCAAAUGGGACCAUUCGGUGCACGGUACCGUCCAGCAUUUCUACGCUUGGAUCGAAGAUCCCCAACACGACAGUAUCUAUCAGAUGGAAUCGUUCGUGGUUACCAAGAGGAUGUGUUCGCAGGAGGAACCCAUCGAGUUGUCUUUGACGGUACCUCUAACCAAACCGCUGUCGUUGGAGUACUUCAUACGCGUCGUAAACAGUCAAUUCUUACAUUCCGAACAAAUAGCGGUGAUCGAUCUGCAGGAUUUGAAGUUGUUCACGGCCGAUUCGUACCAAACGAAGAUCCUCGAUUUGCAACCGUUACCGAAGACCGUCUUGCAGAACAAACCGUUCGAAGAUCUCUAUCCGUUCAGCCAUUUCAACGCCGUACAAAGCCAAGUCUUCCACACUUGUUACCACACCGAUACACCGGUGAUACUCGGAGCACCGACCGGUUCCGGUAAAACCAUCGUAGCCGAAUUGUGCAUCCUGCGAUUGUUCACUAACCAACCUAAUUUGAAGGUGGUUUACAUAGCGCCGAUGAAGGCUUUGGUGCGCGAACGGGUGUCGGAUUGGUCCCAAAAAUUCUCGAAGAUAUCCAAGCGAGUGGUGGAGGUGACGGGCGACGCGACGCCCCGCUCCGAAUUCAUCCGAUCGUCGCACGUGAUCGUCACGACGCCCGAAAAGUGGGACGCGAUGAGCAGGAAUUGGACGGCGAAGGAUUUCGUCAAGGACGUGGGUUUGAUCGUCAUCGACGAGGUCCAUCUGUUGGGCGAAGAACGCGGGCCGGUGUUGGAGGUGAUCGUUUCGCGGAUGAACUACAUCAAUGCGAAGACCAAGCGAUCGAUCCGGAUCGUCGGAUUGUCGACGGCGAUGGCGAAUCCCGGCGAUUUGGCCUAUUGGUUGAACGCCGAUAAGCGGGGAAUAUUCAACUUCAGCUCGGCGGUGCGGCCGGUGCCGUUGGAGAUCCACCUGCAGGGCUUCAACAACAAGCACUUUUGUCCGCGAAUGGCGGCGAUGAACAAGCCCUGUUACCAGGCGAUAUGCCAAUACGCCGGCGACAGUUCCACGCUGAUAUUCGUCGCUUCGCGCAAACAAACCAGGAUCACCGGUUACGAGCUGAUGAAAUUGCUGUUGGCCGACAACCAUCCGCAGAUGUGGGUGCAUUGCGACGCCGGGGAAAUCGAAUCGGCCAAACGUCGGAUAAUCGACCAGGACUUGGGCCAGUUGAUAACCUUCGGUAUCGGGAUCCAUCACGCCGCUCUCGCCGACAACGACAGGCGAAUCGUCGAGGAGUUGUUCGUCAAUCGAAAGAUCCAAGUGCUCGUCGCGACGGCGACGCUGGCGUGGGGCGUCAAUCUGCCCGCCCGGCUGGUCAUCGUCAAAGGGACGGAGUAUUUCGACGGGGCUACCAAGCGAUACGUCGACAUGCCCAUCACGGACGUUAUUCAAAUGGUCGGAAGAGCAGGUCGUCCGCAAUUCGACACGUCCGGCAUAGCCUGCGUGAUGGUGCAGGAGAACAAGAAGAACUUCUACAGGAAGUUCCUGUUCGAACCGUUUCCGGUCGAAUCGAAUCUAUUGGAGUACCUGCCCGAUCACGUCAACGCCGAGAUAUUCAACGGGAACGUGACGAACAAAUCGCAACUGGUCGAAUUCGUCGAAUCGACGUUCUUCUUCAGACGGUUGUUGUCGAAUCCAUCGUACUAUCAGAUGGAUUCGGGUUCGAAUCCGGAGAUUUACGUCGACGAAUUGGCCGAUUCGGUGGCGGGGACUUUACAGGCGCACGAUUGUAUCGUGGUGGAAGAUGAAAUAUACGGAUCGACGAUUUUGGGAAUGCUGGGCGCGCAAUUUUAUCUGUCUCAUAAAACGGUGCUGUUUCUCAGCGAAAACAUGCAAGAAAACAGCACGAUCGAGGAGUUGUUGGAGCUAAUUUGCCAAGUGGAAGAAUAUAAAUUGAUGCCGGUUAGGCAUAACGAGGAUAAUAUAAAUAAGGAUAUGGUGAGACACAUCGACAUGAAAACAUCCUUCCCGUACGAUUCCCCUUGCCUGAAAGUAUUACUGAUGAUCAAAUUCUAUCUCUUGGAUUUGAAUCUACCCAACCAAGAGUACGUGCUCGAUUUGAAAAACGUUUUGGACCAAAUCAUCAGAAUCGUCCACGCUAUGAUGAACCUAGCGGCGCAUCGAAACUGGCUAAACUGCACGGUAAAAUUAAUAUACUUCUGCCAAAUGUUGAUACAAGGAUACACCAUCGAUAUGUCAAACGUUUUGAUGCUACCCUACGUUAAUCGAGAGAACCUUACUUACAUAAAAGAGAUAUUCCCCAAAUCGACGUCGAUACCCCAAUUAAGAUCGAUGCUGGGUCACAGAGAAUCCUACAAUAGACUCACGGGCAUUUUAAACGACAUCUUCAGCAAGGAAAUGGCCGCGGAAAUCGUGAAAACUCUGAACGAUUUGCCGAUUUUGAACGUUAAAGUUAACGUGACGAUGAACGGUAGCGAUAAGAAGUUACCGUGCGAUUUGAUUGGGAGUUAUUACCAGUUUAGUGCAGAUUCGGAGGCUCAGUAUGUGUUCGAAGUGAACGUUCACAGGACAGGGAGCCGGAAAAUGAACGUUCACAGCAAGAAGUUCAACAAGCAGAAGGAGGAGUUUUGGUUCCUGCUGUUCCUGCAGGAAGACGAGAUGACGUUUAGGAAGUUUUCGUUCGCGAAGAGCGCCAAGAAGUUUUUGAUACCGUUUAAAACUCCUGCAAGACGAGGUGUGUAUACCAGCAAAUUGAUGUUUAUGAGCGAUUGUUACAUCGGAUUAGACCAGAUUUUAACGUACAGGAUUAAAAUCGAA